AGAUGGCACGGAGGGUUAAAGCCAAAUCCACGUCCAUUCGGUCAUCCCGCGGUUCACUGACAGAUCUUAUCGAAGGCCAAAACGAGCAACUUAUCGCGAUGACCGAUGGUGCUAUUUUGAAAUGCCGCAUCACGUACUCUCCCAAAUGUGACAUAGACGCGUCGCUGGCAAGUCAAAACCUGAAAUGCACAUACGUAAAGCUGAUAAAUGCUCGGCACUUGAAGGUAAAGAGCACAAUGCCCGGCACUUACUGUAUACUUCAGUGCGAGAGGUCGGUCGUUCGCACCCUUGUGGUACCCUCACUCACAGAACCGGUUUGGAACUGUGGGUUUCUAGUCGUCAGCAGGCGGAAAUCGAGUGGUGCGAAAGUCAAGAUUCGUGUGCUGGGCGAGGGGAAUGAAUUUCUGGGUCAGACAAGGCUUCAUAUAGAAGAUGUACCCUACCGAGCGCCGGGGGAUAGUUCUGUCGCCGAGAUCACCGAGAAAUGGCGGGAUUUAGAGAAAAAAAAUCACAAACCUACCCCAGAUAGCAGACUGCUGAUCGAAGCGUAUAACAUCGGGUCAACAUCACCGUUACCAGACAACCUGUAUCCUGCAUUGACACCGGAACCUCUAUGUGAGGAACCAGAUACCAAGCUUCGUAUUCAAGAAAGCGUUAGUUCUCUGGCCUUUGCUGUCCGGCCAUCCGAAGCCGAUGGCGUAGGGGUCAACUCAGAGGACAUAUCCUUGAAGAGCUACAGCAGUGAGGAUGAUUUCGAUGGAGAGCCCCCUUUGGAGUCACAACGCAGUUACCCGACGUCCCCAUCACCAACUCCUAAGUUCAUUCGAAGGUCAAUUUCUGGUGCUACAAUCGUGACAAACACAUCGGAUCAAGGAGGAUUAAAGAAUAGAAGGCUCACUCUCGCCCGAUCGCAGUCCCAGUACCCCGUAAAUAAUCACGACAACAGACACGGAAAGCAAUAUAGGCGAUCGUCCUUGGACGAAGGUUCCAUUCAUUCGGGAGAAUUGGUUUCAGGCCCCACCCCUAUGGCGAGCGGUGCCAGCAGCUCUGUACAACAGUCGGCACCGCUGUCAAAAAGUAUCCCACCCAAUAUGUGUGUCUACGUUAAAGUGUGCCAAGCCAGGUCGCUUCCUCAUUGGCCGUUGGGUAGGAAUCCGCGUUCAUUCGUGUCUGUCUCUGUAAGAGAUCGCAAAGCUGCCACCAAGCGUCUGGGAGAAAAGCCAGAGUUUGGUUCUCACUCGCACAUCUCACCGAAGUGGAAUGAAGUUGUGCUAGUGCCUGUAUCAGACAAGGAUGGCACUGUAGACAUCAAAGUUUACACAGAAAUAACUAGCACCGUCAUGCGAGAUAUGUCCAAUGCUGUCGGAAAAGCCAAAUUCCCCAUUAUGUAUCUACCUGUACUUUCGGUGAUGCCGGAUGGUACAGCAGACGAUGUACCUGAUAGCCAUGACACGAAAGGUUCCGUCAAGAAUCAAACCACCCGCUUGCCAAACACACUCUCCCUAACCGUAUCAGAGAAGGGACAUAUAGAGCACGAGGCAUUACAACAAAUUGGUCCUAACAAACCAGCUUCCGAGCCUCUCACUUUGUGGCUGACACUAGAGAAACCCAAGAGGGCGAAUCCUUAUAUGGAGAUGAGAGCCAAACGCCGUUCACAUAACAGUCAUGGUGAAUUGAAAGUACAACUUGGUCUCGUUCCGACACCGGAGGAGUUAUUAGAAAGUCCCGAUUUCGAUAAUCCGAUCGCCGACCCAGGUGAUCCAGAAGGGGCAGUUCCAAUUGAUAUACCAGAGCCACUUGCGAAUAUUAUCCUGGAUGAAACUAUGCCCUGUAGCGCUUCGAAACUGAAGGAGCUCAUUAUUACUGAUGAGAAAAGUAUUUUUUUUACCAAAUAUGCGGACUUUCGCAAGUAUACGGAUCUGUCGAUAGGGUCAUGGGUCGAGAAAGAGGACGGUAAAAUGACACGAGAUGUCGCAUAUACGAUGCCUGCCACUUCAAUUGUCAAAGCUAACACGGCUACUGAAACUCAGAUGCUCACAGUAGAUGAACCCGGAGGAUUUGUCCUGAAUAUUUCAUCCGUUACCCCGGAUGUCCCAUUCGGGACGUCAUUCACUAUCGUCGUUCAGCUUGCGGUGUCUCGUAUUGAUGAUACAUCCUCUACUUUGCGAGUUAGUUCGCAGUGCAAUUGGUUGAAAAAUAUAGGUUUCAUGAAGAAGGCUGUGGAAAAUGGCAGCAAAAAUGGAGUUAAGACAACAUACAUUGAAUGGUUAAGUGUUUUGAAACAACUGCUCAGCGGGGGAAGUAAGGAUAGUGGAAACGAUGACGGUCACGAUAAGUCAUCGGCAGACAAUGGUGGGACUGGCCUUCUUCAACAGGAUUGGUCGACAAUUCUUCUCGCCUUGGGGGCACUGGCGACUUUAUUAUCCAUCGGCUUGAAUGUGUACCUGCUAAACCGUUCCGAUGAUUAAUCUGUUGAUUUGGCACGGCCUGACUGCUUUGAGAAGGGUCCCUGCUGUCGCUGCUUUGUGAAAUCAUCAAUAUUAGGCACCAAGUGAUUAGAGAUGUACUAUGCACAACGCGAGCACAUACAAGACGUGAAAUAACUUGUCAGUCACAACAGGUACAGAUAUUGAAUUGUUCUACGCACGGGCUAAAGAAGUAACGAAAUCUCUCGCAAGGGGGCGUCUGAUCUUUACAAAUCCUGACGGCACGAUGGUAUUUAGCGUGACGUUAUCUCUAAGGAGUAGCUUGCUAGGUGCGAUUGAGUUUGGCUCGUUCCCCUGUAUUUAGCUGACCUUACAAAUGCAUGUGCCAAGGUCUAUCAUCAUUCUGGACACAAUAAUAAAAAUUGUCUGCGCU
Molecule: messenger RNA, 2859 nt
Organism: Sphaeroforma arctica JP610
Lineage: Eukaryota; Ichthyosporea; Ichthyophonida
Exons: 16
Source: RefSeq, a predicted model, not a curated record